Molecule: messenger RNA, 6140 nt
Organism: Helicoverpa armigera (cotton bollworm)
Lineage: Eukaryota; Metazoa; Arthropoda; Insecta; Lepidoptera; Noctuidae
Product: calcium/calmodulin-dependent protein kinase type 1
Exons: 2
Coding region: 278-1570 (430 amino acids)
Biological process (GO): protein phosphorylation
Molecular function (GO): calcium/calmodulin-dependent protein kinase activity; calmodulin binding; ATP binding
Source: RefSeq, a predicted model, not a curated record
AGUUCAUAUAACAAAUCUUUCUAGUGCAAACUUGAUUUUGAGUGGGGUAAUAUGUGUCGCGACUUCGCGAGUGUGACAUGACAUGUUGGUGAUAAGUUUACGUUUUAUUUCACCUAACGAAGUUUGUUAUCACAAGAACACAAUAUUGUACUUCUGACUUAAAUUUAUCAAAAUUAAUAAGUAUAUAACUACAAUUUAUUAAAUAUGUGUUAAUAAAUUAGUCGAUUUUCUGUAUAUAAGCACAGAAAUGCUUAUUUUAUAACUUUUCCUGUUUCUAAUGAUGAAGAUAACGUCGAAUAAAACGCAUAACGGAUUUUUGACAAAUCGUCUGACCUUGGGCGCCCUGCGCAACAUUCGUGAAUCCAACCGAGCAAGAUUAUUGUUCUGUCGAGCUAGUCUCGACAUACCUAUCUACAUUCUACAGUGUGUAUGUAGAUAUUUAUUAACUAGUAGUGUAGUUCAAAAUCUGCGAGUGUGGGGCGCGAAGAUGCCUCUAUUUGGCAAAAAAGAUUUCGGGAGAAAAUCCAAAAAAGAUGGAAGGGACAGUGAAAAACAACCAUCAAUCGAAGACAAGUACGUCGUCAAAGAUCUAUUGGGGACAGGAGCAUUUUCCGAGGUACGUUUGAUAGAGAGCAAAGAAAACGGGCAGAUGUUCGCUUGUAAAAUUAUUGACAAAAAAGCCCUAAAAGGCAAAGAAGAUUCAUUAGAAAAUGAAAUUCGUGUCUUGAAAAGAUUCAGCGAGCAAGCCAAAGGCGAGGGUGCUGAGAAGAAAAUGUUUUCCCAUCCGAACAUUGUCCAGCUGCUCGAGACAUAUGAAGACAAAAAUAAAGUGUAUCUCGUGAUGGAACUCGUCACAGGCGGGGAAUUGUUCGACAGAAUCGUGGAAAAAGGCUCCUACACCGAAAAAGAUGCGUCCAAUCUAAUUAGGCAAGUGUUGGAAGCUGUAGAUUACAUGCAUUCCCAAGGAGUAGUACACAGAGAUCUGAAGCCAGAGAAUUUGCUUUACUAUAGUGCUGAUGAGGACAGUAAGAUAAUGAUCAGUGACUUUGGAUUGUCCAAGAUUGAGGACUCUGGAAUAAUGGCCACAGCGUGUGGCACUCCAGGAUAUGUUGCACCUGAGGUGUUGGCACAGAAACCAUAUGGGAAAGCUGUGGAUGUCUGGAGCAUAGGAGUCAUAUCAUACAUUCUCCUCUGUGGCUAUCCUCCAUUUUAUGAUGAGAAUGAUGCAAAUCUUUUUGCUCAGAUCUUAAAGGGUGACUUCGAAUUUGACUCGCCAUACUGGGAUGAUAUUAGUGAUUCUGCAAAAGAUUUUAUCCGGCAUUUAAUGUGUGUGGAUGUGGACAAGAGAUACACUUGCAAGCAAGCUUUGGACCACCCAUGGAUUUCAGGAAACGCUGCCAGCAACAAGAACAUCCAUGGUACUGUAUCUGAGCAGCUCAAGAAGAACUUUGCUAAGUCACGCUGGAAACAGGCGUACCAUGCCACUACGGUCAUCAGACAAAUGAAGAAAAUGGCGCUGAACAGCAGCAGCAGCUCAAGUCGCAAUGCUAACGCCUCAGGCAAACAAUAGCUGUAUUGUUUGUCUGCCCACCUUCCGAUUGCCAUUGGUACACCUGCCUAGAAAGGUACCUCAUGUAGUGGGUCUUAAUGGUCUCGAGAUGACUAAGUUCGACGCGAUCCUGUUAUUGCAGCACCAUUCGGUGUGAUGCUUGUUAAAUUGGUAGAUAUCACAGUUAAUUGGAAUUCAUUGUCAAAACAGUUGGUAAGAAAUGCGUCUGAGAUUCGUGUCAUUGCUAUUAUAAUUGUGACGCCUUAUGCCAUAAUAUUAUAAGGAUAAUAAUACGAUAUUAUCCUUUAAAUGAGCGCUUGCGCAAAUCUAUAUACUUGGAGCAGUGCUUAUAACUAUAUUGUAGGCAUGUUACAUAAUGAUGAAAAAUCAACGAACUGUUUAUAAGACAUUUUGUCUAGUCAUUUAUCAUUUCUGCUUGCAUAAAAGUAUAUACCGUUUUAAUUGGAUAAAUAAUUAAUAAUUAUGAAUAUAACUGUAGUCAAAGGUAUCGAAAUAUUAUGGAGUAACAAUAUGCUUACCUUUAAACUCACCAUUGAUAUUCCUAUUUCUACAUUUCAUACACAUGUUUCUCUUAUUUAUUUUGACUAUAUUAACACUGAACAGUGUUAAUUGUACCUAUGUAAAUCUAUUUUAACUCUUGACCAUGAAUCUUUUUACGAAUUUUAAUUUGAUUUUAAAAUGCAUUUCGGAGUGAAUCAAACUAAUUAGGUAGGAUAAUAAAAUGUUCUCUUUAAAAGAUACUGACUAAAUAGUUAUUACUUAGUAAGGUGAUACUGACAAAUCACAUAAAAAUAAGGUCUGUUGCAAAAUUCAUUAGAAUUACAAAUUAAAGUGACGAAUAUUUACACUUAAAUGAUAAUGGUUGGAUAUGAUAAAGUAUAUUAGUCAUUGAGAAUGUUGAUCCGCUUCUUACAUCCCAUAUAAGUCCAUUUGGAGUACCCGCCUAGGUACUGGUUUACGAAAUUGCUGUAGUGACGACAUGUAAUGUGAUUAUUCAAUUUGACCCUUCAAAGUAGUUGUUUUAAAGUUUGUUAAAUGAUCACCUAUGCUAUGCCUAGCGUAAGUUUUGUGAUUCUAAAGCUAAGUCCUAUAUAUCCACUGUCAUAUUCAAAUACCUGUUAAGUAGUGUAUUAUGAUAUCUUACCUAUAUGCACUGUUGAAUUCAAUGUUGUUAUAUAAUACUCCGCGCUUAAAAUGAUUGUAUAAUAGCGCUGUUUAUGCAAAUAUCAUCUCAAUCAAUCAUCAUCAAUUUCCUAGCUACAUGAUUUGAUCCAACAAUAUUUUGCGCAACUCGACUUAUUGUUUUAUCGGUAAGAGUGAAAGAUCUGUACGCAAGACUGAAAUAAUAUAAAGUGAUAGCUAGUUUUUUUCAGUAAAACCCUGAUAGGUGAUUUCCGCAGCAUUUUUCAAUAUUCCAAUGUUUUGAAUAAAGUAAGGUAAACUUAACGACGAUUUAUGCAUUUGAUAAAGAAUGUUUCUCCGUAGCAGUAGUAUAGUGGAAAUUGUUCAUUGGGUAUAAACGAUGUAAAAGGAGUUAACACAUUAUCGCUAACACAGGAUACAUGUUAAGCAUUAUAAUGCAAUCUUGACAUGAUUGAUUGGAAUUUUGUGAACACGCACAUUAGGUGAAAAUCUUAUUGUGGCUAGCUACCUGCUACGUUGUUGACAGCCCAUUUUAUUAUAAGAGCGUAUCAUGUACAGAUUCGAUGAAUCUCAUUAUUUUUCCUUUUUAUUACUUAUGUGACAAAAACCAAGGAUCUAAUAAAACUAUUUAUAUUGUAAUCACUAUGCAGCUUAUGUUAUGUGCGUUGAGUCAGUAUGACUAUCAAGCUUCUUAAAAAUAUUUUUGUUAUCUAUUAACUUUCCCUGCUUAGAUGAAAAAGGUAAUAUUCCACUGUGAAUGGUUUUAUUUGGCAACGCAAGAAAUCUCUUUGAAAACUUUUUACAUUCCAUUUCUUCAGUAUAUUUUUUAUACAGGAAUUUAUAAUUUACUUUUGUAUCUCGAUUUUAUUUGGACGGGCUUUAGGGAAGAAACAGCAGAUUAAAGGUGCGCCACCACUGUGACGAUUUCUCAUGAGCCCUUUGUGUAGUCAAAAGGCAACGCUUGGGAAGAAAGUGACGUCAGUGAUGGCGCACCUUUAACGUAAAUUUUCUUUUGCCAGCGUUGAUGUACUUAUCUAUUUCUACAUCAAUGGUAAGUACUUAGUAGAUAAUCAUAAUAGGUAUAUUAUGUAUUUGCAAAGCUUAUACACAAAAUUAUUGAACAUUCCAAUUAGGACUUUAUUUAGUUACUGUUGAAAUACGAAGCUACUUGUGUUCAUGUGAUCGUUUUUAUGUCUAUUUAUAUUUUAUAUGGAGAAUAGAGGCAAUGCAAGUGCUUUUUAGAAACUGUCCGACGUUACUUUUGUAAUAUGCCAUUUAUUAUGUAUCUUCCGUCCAUACCUUUCACUGGGAAAUUUAUCUAAAGAACCUUAUUGAUUUAGUCGGCUAAUCCAUGCCACGGUGUUGUCAAUAUUUUGAUAGCAUUUUAAGAAUAUUUAUUUACCAAUUUUCCAUUAAAUAUUUAUGAAAAUUGGCCUAAUGAAUCUUUAUAAGUCUGAUAUCAUAAAAUGUGCUGUCUUGACUAGUGUUUCCGUUACAUAAAGUUUUAAUGAAACUGCUCUUUUAAGGGUUCUGGGUGUAUAAAAGAGAGCCGCCGUUUUUAAAACCGCACCAGUUGAAAUUAAUAUACAGUUGCCAGUAUGACAUUAAGGAAGAUCCAAAUUGAAAAAUGUCCACUACAUCACAAAGAUCAUGAAAAAGGAGUUGGACUUACAACACAUUUUAAAAAGGGUGGCCGGAAAGUCUAGAAUAAAAUAGAAAAUAUAAUUCCUGGAAUAUGUAAUCGUCACUCAACGCCGUGGCGCGGAUAAGUGCGAUACUGAUAUGUAUCAAUGACCGACUAUCUCAGAAGGAGCCAGGACGGGAAGGUAUCAAUUAUUUAGAAACAUUUCUAUAUGAAAUCAAUUUCAUUUUACAUGUGAAAUUACAUAUCUUAACAAAAAUACUUGUUGAUGAUGUGACUUCUUUGUAAUAAUUAAGAGACGCGCUUCUGAAUGAGGCAAGAGCCAAUCAACGUGUGUUAUUCGUUAAUGUUCUCUAACUACUGUCAUGAUAAAUCAUCGCUUGAUUGUUAAGCAUGCACUGCUUUAAAGUUUUUAAUAAUUGUAAGUGUAGUAAUGUUCAAUAAAUAAUUGUCUAAAUGCGCCUUAAUAUCUGUGUAAUUUUAGUAGUUCUGUCAGUGCUCCUUGUAUUUACUAUAGUUUAAAUAAUAAGAGUACUAUUAUAGGUUCCGUCAUACAUUAGAAGCAGAUCGAAUUUCAUUUGAUUGUCGAUGGAAUUAUUAUUCUCACGUGAAACAUAAUUUAUGUAACUCCUUCGUGUAUGUUUCAUCAAAUGUUGGUAUACUAUGUAAAGGAUCUUUAUGAGGAUUUUUAUAGUCAUAGUAUUUUAUGAAUUGACAUACGGGCAUGAAUCCCAUUAUAAUCUCUUAAUAUAAUAUUAUAGUAAUCUUCGUUUUAACUUAUACCCAUUUUGUGUCAAUGGCUAACUAUACAAAGUGCCAUGUGUCUACCAAUAGGUGUGUUCUAUUAAUUAUUUAUAAAUUAUGUGAUCGAUUUUAUAUUUCAAUUUCCAUGAUCUUUUUUUAAUUGCGCACAAUGUUUGAAGUAAGUGUUAAUUUUAAUGCUAUCUAUUAUUUACGAAAACUGUACCAAAACUGGUGUUUGAGCACAUAAUUUGCUUUGUAAAUGUGACAAGUUUUUGUUCCUUAUCUGCACAAACGCUUGUAUCCACUGGACCGCAGUAAAUCAUGUGUAACCGAAUAAUAGUAGAUACGCUAAUGUGAUCUUGCCAUUGUUACGCACUUAGCAGUACACACUACUACAAGUUUGCUCUCUACAUAUUUUCCAUUUUGUUAUUAGUUGAGUUUUCACUGUGCCAAAACCAUAUCAUAAUCAGUGAUAAAUAUUAUACUUGUAACAUAUAAGAUUUCUUGUUUAUUAGACACUUUUAAACGUUUUAUCGCAAUAGAUAGCAGACAGCAGUGCUAAGCGACAUUUCAAGUUCCUUGUCAUUUGAAUACUAAUUAUUAUUUUCUUUAUUCAUUAAUGUAUGUUUAGUGUAAGAGUAAUCUAUAACAUAUUUACUAUUUUUCGAAGGUUAUUAACUAUGUAUAUGUUUUAAAUAAACAUACACGUUUUAGUUUCUAUAUUUAUCUUAAUUAAGCACAAUAGUCUAAGGGCUGGGAUGAAAUUCAACAAGUUUGUUUAUUCAGAAUCUGCAAUUUCUGUUCUAUCUCUAUUAUUUCGGUUGUGAAAUUAUGUUUCUUUCAAAAGUACCUAUUUCCUUGACGGAAAUUUUAUCGGGAAAGUUGUAAUAACUUGUAACUUAGAUCUGAUUUAAUGUUGAAAAAAAAAUCUUGUGAUUUAGAUUUUAUACUUCUUGUUUAAAACAAUCAAAAUUUAUUAGUAGAUUCUUAGAUGUUAGCUAUAUUUUCAAUGUCAUUGUAAAUAAAAUGCCAACUUGUUGA